AACUGGCCUACAGCCAGAUAGUUGUACGUUCAACUGCAUUCGAGAGACUGUGAAACAUCUGGCUGGUACACGUGUACAGUACAUCGUCAAUCCAGAUGCGAUAGAAACGGAAUGACCCACUGACCCAUAGCAUAAAUCCACAUAAACGGCACGCUCACCGCCGGCUUAUUACUCUGUUGGAAACAGAGCUUACGCCCCUUUAUUUCCGAGACUGCACGACCGCGACUACCUACUAGUAGUAAUAAUACCAGUAGCCUCAAAGUAGUGGUUUCAGAGUACCAGUUUCAUCUCCCUUUCAUAGUUCUCCGUACCAGUCAUCAUGACAUCCAGCGCGUUUUUCGUCCUCGAUAUAGGGAAACCCGGCGGCGGCGGCGGCGGCAGCGGCAAUUUCGCGUCGUACCUGCACGCGGCGAAGCCGUACUUAAUCGCCACCGCCGUAAUUCUCGCGCUCGAGCUGCCGUUCGUUCUCUUCCUGCAGCCAUGGCGAGUCGCGCAACAAGACGAGCCGCGUAUCGACGCCGCAAUAAUUCCCGAAGGCGGCGGACCUGCCGGGUGCAAGAUCAGCGCGGCUCAGUGCCGCGCUGAAGAGAACUACUGGCUGAAUGUGCAGCGACGCAAGGACUUCAACGGCGGCCAUUUCCAGCCGUCAGAUGUGACGGACGGCUCAGAUAUGCUCAUCCGCGUCCUCGUGCCCACGUACCAGUGCCCCGGGGAAGAGAGGCUGGGCGUGUGGGGGGACGGUGGUAAGUGGACGUGCAUGCUUCCGUCCACCAUUCAGCCCAAGCCCAUCGUCUACAGCAUAGGCAGUAACGAGUCCUUCUCAUUCGAGUACGAGAUCAGCCAGGAGCUGCACAUUCGCACCGACACCUUUGACCCGUUCAUACCAAAGGAGGCGCAGGAGCGAAUGAAGAAUCUGCCCUUCAUCCGCUUCCACGGCAUUGGCGUGGCCAGCGACGCUGACAUCAACAACUACCACAAGUGGUUCCCCAAGAUGAAGUUCAUGAAGCUGACUGAGAUCAUGGAGAGCCUGGGCCACACGUACGUGGACGUGCUCAAAAUCGACUGCGAGGGGUGCGAGGAGAAUUUCAUCAAGGAGUUGGUGGAGGCGAACCACCACAAGGUGGGGGCGCUCACUAUCCACGGAGGGCGGCUGCCAUUCGGCCAGAUGCUGUGCGAGUUUCACAGGACCGACAUGCCGAAUCGCACGCUUCCACUUGUCUAUGGUAUGGAGAAUCUCGGGUACCGCAUGUUCCACAUUGAACCCAACCCGCAGUGCCUGCACUGCCAGGAGAUUGCCUUCAUCCACGAAACCCUCGUCAAACCCUCAACCACCACCGACUGCCGGCCGUUCCUGCAACAAAACGGGCUUGCUCAGUUUAUUGACGCGAGUAGCUUGGCUCAAGAUGGGGAAGGGAAUGGCGAGGAACCUGCUUCUAGCAACUCUGCUGGUUCCAACUCUCCUGGCUCCCCAUAGAUCCCUCAUGGAACCAACCACCACCACCAACACCACCGACUGCUGGCCGUUUCUUCCACGGGCUUGCUCAGUUCUUUGACGCGAAUAGCUGGGCUCAAGAUUCGGGAGGGAAUGGCGAGGAACCUGCCGCUGGUACCAACUCUUCUGUUACCAGCUCUCCUGGUACCCGCUCUCCUGGAACCAGCUCUCCUGGUGCCUGCUCCCCUGGUUCCGCCCUGAUACUCCCUUGUUAAACCCACCGGCUGUUUCUUCAGCAUAGUGGCCUCACACAGGUCACUGAUGCGGGUGAUUUGGCUCGAGCUGACUUUUGAGUCGACUCAAAAGUGUUGUGACAUUGAAUGUGGUAUCUUUUGAGGGUACAUUCCUACGGGCCUUUCGCCACGGCAGUUUAUAAAGUGUCGAAAGGUUCCCGCCUAUUCUGCCAGUUGUCAGUUUGGCGCGCCGCUUUUGUGCGACAUUUGUAACGGUCGGAUUGGACUUCACAAUGUACGCAACUUGUGUCAACAUAUAUUUGAAUAUGUUGUAGGCUAGAUAGGUGCAUGCUCAUAGAGAGUACAACACCUUCGGACAGAACCACCCUGUAUCACACAUUCUAGUUAAAAAAAAAAAAAAAAAAAAAAAAAAAAAAAAAAAAAAAAAAAAAAAAAAAAAAAAAAAAAA
Closterium sp. NIES-67 is the source of this 2134-nucleotide messenger RNA. NCBI's taxonomy places the organism in Eukaryota, Viridiplantae, Streptophyta, Zygnematophyceae, Desmidiales, Closteriaceae. The record is from the annotation of a GenBank genome assembly.